AUGGCGUCGACCUUUCCUGGAAUAGUGGCUUUGGCCGGAUUCUAUUUGCGGCACACAAUUCUUCUAGCCGUCUUUUUUUUCAUGUCCAUCUCGCGAAACAUCCAGUUUGUCUACCACAAGGCAUGCCUCCGGUUUUUCUCCAUGGCUUACUACCCAAACAAAACGCCUCAGGUGAUCCGUGAUGACGUUACAAAAUUGAGCAAAAUCCCCAAGCACGUCAGCUGCAUUGUAAAUUUGCGGACAGAAGAUUCCGAAAACGGCGGGGUGGACGGCCUUGUGGGCGACAUUUCUGAGUUGGCCGCCUGGUGUUUAUCAGCGGGGAUUCCCACUUUGACUGUUUACGAGUACAAUGGGGCUAUCCGUGGCAGCUUGCCCGAAUUGGAGCACUACAUUAGCCGCAACUUGCGCGCAUACUUUGGUAGCCCUGUGCCCACUUUCUCUAUUCGUGUGCCGCAUUCGAAUGUCACACGCUUGGCAGGCGACGAUCCUUCAGCUGAGCCCAACCUUGAGAUCAGCUUGCUCUCGCACGUGGAUGGGAAGCCCACCAUUGUCGAGCUCACCAAGACUAUGAGCGAGCUCACCGCCAGUGGAGAAUUGUCUCCCAAAGACAUCACGGUAAAGUUGAUUGAUGAAGAGCUUCGUGAGUUGGUUGGGCCUGAGCCGGAUUUGUUGAUUUGCUUUGGUCCCGUCUUGGACUUGCAGGACUACCCACCAUGGCACAUCCGCCUCAGUGAGAUUUACUGCGAUUCUGACAACACAAGCGUCAAUUAUGCGGUGUUUAUUAGGGCGUUGCGUCGUUUCGCCAACUGCAAGGUUAAUUUGGGAAAGUAG
Messenger RNA from Clavispora lusitaniae ATCC 42720, 831 nucleotides. RefSeq names its product ditrans,polycis-polyprenyl diphosphate synthase. The record is from RefSeq and is a predicted model, not a curated record. Gene Ontology annotation, cellular component: dehydrodolichyl diphosphate synthase complex; endoplasmic reticulum membrane. Gene Ontology annotation, molecular function: ditrans,polycis-polyprenyl diphosphate synthase [(2E,6E)-farnesyl diphosphate specific] activity. NCBI's taxonomy places the organism in Eukaryota, Fungi, Ascomycota, Pichiomycetes, Serinales, Metschnikowiaceae.